Molecule: messenger RNA, 2317 nt
Organism: Syngnathus acus (greater pipefish)
Lineage: Eukaryota; Metazoa; Chordata; Actinopteri; Syngnathiformes; Syngnathidae
Product: zinc finger BED domain-containing protein 4-like
Exons: 2
Coding region: 148-2001 (617 amino acids)
Molecular function (GO): DNA binding; protein dimerization activity
Source: RefSeq, a predicted model, not a curated record
AUAUCAACAAAAUAGAUGGAUCGGGUUUCGGAAAAUGCAGCCGAUCUGUGAGCCGAUCCUUUCCUUAAUCUAUUGGGACGCGGGCUACGUCAUACGUCAGCAGCAUGUGUGCCGCAUGCCCCGAGAGUUUUCUAAACGAACGCAAACAUGGAGCGAACGAAAGAGUCAGCUGUGUGGAGGUACUUUAAACUGAACACGCCAACUAGCUCGACGGCAGUUUGUAAUGUCUGCAAAGCUAAUGUUGCCAGGGGUGGUGGUAGUACUGCCAGUUAUAGUACUACCAAUUUAAUUAAGCAUCUCCAGAAACACCACGCAACGGAGCACCAGGAGUUCCAGCAGUUGAGCAGAUCAAAGGGAGCAGGAGGUGGACCUACACAGCAGUUAACGUUAGCAGAUGCACUGCAAAGACGGGAGAAAUUCCCAGGCAAUAGCGCAAAAGCUAUGAGAAUUACUGAGAAAGUGCUGGAAUUCAUGGUUUUGGAUGGACAACCGAUGAGUGUUGUUGAAAACGAGGGCUUCCGACGUUUACUUGAGCACCUGGAGCCACGGUACAAUUUGCCAUCGCGCAAGUAUUUUUCUGAGACCGCACUGUCAGAAAUGUAUGAGAAAGUGUGCGAACACUUGUCACAAGAAUUAAGAGAUGUAGAUGCCAUGAGCUUCACAACUGAUAUCUGGAGCUCGGAGGUGUGCCCCAUGUCUAUGUUGAGUUUAACUGUGCACUGGUUAGACAGGAAUCACACCCCUCGCAGUGCUGUGCUGCAAGCUAAAAACUUCCCCGGAGCACACAACGGUGACACAAUUUCGACUGCCAUUAAGGCAAUGCUUGAUAAGUGGAAUAUUCCGCUCAACAAAGUGCAUGUCAUUCUCAGGGACAAUGCCAGCAAUAUGAAAAAGGCCAUGGAAAAGAUGGGAGUGUGCAGCUUGGGCUGUUUUGCUCACACACUACAGCUCGUUGUUAACGAGGGGCUACUGUCUCAGCGAAGUGUGAGCGAUGCGAUUGCAAACGGCCGACAGAUUGUGAAACAUUUCAAACAUUCUCCACUUGCUUAUUCACGGCUAUAUGACGUCCAACUCCAGAUGCAAAUGCAACCUAAACGCUUACAACAAGACGUCAGAACAAGAUGGAACAGCACCUACUUCAUGAUCCAGAGUCUGCUGGAACAGAAGCACGUACUAGGUGCCUAUGUUGUGGAUUAUGAUCUGCCCACAACACUGACUGCUAACCAGUGGGCCUUGCUGGAGAAAACUAGCACUGUUUUGGAACCAUUUGAAGAGCUGACCAGGAAAAUAAGCUCAUCCACCGCCUCCACUGCUGAUGUCAUUCCAGCCAUCACUGUCCUCAAGCGCAUCCUGACCAAGGAAGACGUGGCAGAUGCUGGCAUUAAAACGAUGAAAAAGACCCUGCUCCAAGCUGUCAAACAACGUUUUGACUCAGUAGAAGAUGAGCUUCUGUACGCCCUGGCCACUUUGUUGGACCCAAGAUAUAAGGACAGAUACUUUACAAGUGAGACCUCUACCAAGCAUGCAAAAGAUGCACUGUUGAAGGAGCUUGAAGACAGGGGCUUGACCAGCACAGCAGGAGCAGCGGAGGCUUCACAGCGACCAGAGAAGGCCCCUCGGAUGGAGACUGCAGCAGAAGCAGUAGCAGCUCCAAGCAAGAGCAGUUUCAUGGAAGCAUUUGAGCAAAUUCUGGAGGAGAGUGAGGAUGCAGAUGCAGCAAGCAGCUCAAGCACUGCAGUUCAACUGAAUGAAUAUUUAGCUGAGAAAACCAUCACUGCAUCAGACAGCCCAUACAAUUACUGGGAAGCCAACAAACAUCGGCUACCUGAUCUUGCUGCUACUGCCAAAAAGUAUCUCUGUGCCCCCUGCACCAGUGUGGAAAGUGAGCGAUUGUUCAGCACAGUUUCCAACACUGUGAAUGACAAGCGAAACAGACUGACUGCAGACAGAGCAGAAAUGCUUGUCUUUUUGACAAAGAAUUCGUCAUUGCUGCUUAAGUGAGCAUUAAUGAGGGGGUGAGACUGCACAAGUUUCAGAGCACCAGGCCAUGAAUGGUGCGAUUGCACUAUGUAGAGACAUGUUUACAUUGCUUGAUUAUUGUAUUUGACCAAGUCACUUGUUUAUUCUCUUGUCCCGAUGCUAUAUUUUAUUUUUAAUUCCACACUGCACUUUCAGUAUUUAGAAAUAAUUUUGAAUGUUUUUUUUUUUUGUCUUCGACUAAGCAGAGCUUGUUUUCAGAGAGCACUUCUCAUUGCUGCUUAAAUGAGCAUUUAGAGCAAAGAACUGUGUAGUCAUGCCUGAUGCCAUUGCCUUUAGU